Messenger RNA from Miscanthus lutarioriparius, 951 nucleotides. Lineage: Eukaryota; Viridiplantae; Streptophyta; Magnoliopsida; Poales; Poaceae. The record is from the annotation of a GenBank genome assembly.
AUGACAGGUCUGUGCGUGCGGUCUUCGACAAGAGGUGCUGCUCUCUGCGCCGCUCAGGAUGUCGGAGCUGCUGCUCACCUUGCCGUGAGGGCCUCGGGCUGCCCGACUCACAGCACACCGUCGGACCUGUCGCUCGCCUUGCCGCGAGGGCCACCUGAGCCGCCGCCCACCUUGCGGCGAGUGAUGAUGAAGCCAUUGCCCUCGCCUCCUCUCCUCACGCAGGCUAUCGGCGAUGAAAAGAAUUGUCCGCGGCAAAGCUCGAGCAGUAGCAGCUUGGGGCUGUCGGACACCUCACCACAUAGAGCUCAGCUUCAGCUAGACGGUGGAUCGAAGGCCAGCGUAUCUGUCUUCGUCGGCGACCGUGGUCUGUGCAUCUGGACGGAUGACGCAUUUCAUCAAACGAUUGGUAUUCGCAAAUCACAACUAGCAAGAAAAUUUGACUUUGCAAAGCACGUGAGACGAAGAAUGGAUCCUAGGCUACGAACCUGGGCAAAGGAGAUGGCAGGGUCGCCGGAGUGCUCAACAGCUAUGACCAUGCCACUACGGCCGCCUAGGUCGGAGGAGAGCUCGGCGAGGCACGAGCCUCGCCGUUCCUCGGGAGGAGCCGUUGGCGCCGCCGAGCUCCCAGACCCGGAGCCCGCUGAAGAAAGUCAGAGAGGACAUAAAAUUUACAAGGGUUUUAGUCUAAAUACCAGACAUCCAAACAGGCCUUUGAUGCAAGGGUCAAGUAGUUUGGAAAUCGCUUUGUCAUUGUCCCCUAGCAGCACUGUACAGCAUGCCGUUGCUGGUGGCAACUUAUUGGUUGGCUGUCUUAUCUACGAGGCGUCGUUACUCGUCACAACCAGCCGGCCCCGGCUGCCGGCAGCGUGCGUGGAUCAGCAGCCAGCAGGAGUGCAGGACCAGGGACCAGAGAGUGUACUGCGAUCUGCUCUUGUCUCGUCUCCCGUGUGA